CUUGGUAAUGGUACCGCGCUAAGUGGACGUCAGGAUGAUCGCAAAAAUAUAUUUAUUGAUUUCGGAUUAUUGAUUAUUUUCAUAUUAACCCCUAAAAGUUCAUUAUUUCAAUUAAUAUCCCUAUAUUUAAUUUGCUGGGUGAAAACGCUGCCGCUCUCUUCUCUUGUUCACGUUCCUGCGCCAAACACAGAGAAAAAGAGAAACAGAAACAGAAGUCAGAAACAAAAGAGAAGAAACAAAUAGAGAGAACAUGGGGCAAGAAGAGAUUGUAACACCAGGAGAGGUAUUGGGUAAAGCAACAGAAGUCAAAGCUGGAAAGGGAGCCUACGUGGCCAAACACAAUGGCGUCGUCUACGCCUCUCUCACUGGUUUUCUCCGCACUGUAUCCCCUCCUCCUGAAUCUCCUGACCAGAGACCAACCAUGGAAGUUACAGGUCUGAAAGCUCAUGGUGCUGUUCCAGAGACUGGUUCUGUUGUAAUUGCCCGUAUUACAAAAGUGAUGGCAAGGAUGGCUUCGGCUGAUAUUAUGUGUGUUGGCCCCAAGUCUGUGAGAGAGAAAUUUACUGGCACAAUCAGGCAGCAAGAUGUUAGAGCAUCUGAGAUUGAUAAAGUGGAUAUGCAUUUGUCAUUUCGUCCUGGUGACAUUGUCAGAGCUCUGGUUCUUUCCCUUGGAGAUGCACGGGCUUAUUUCCUUUCUACUGCAAAAAAUGAACUUGGUGUUGUUUCCGCAGAGAGUGCAGCAGGCGGAACAAUGGUCCCGAUAAGUUGGACAGAGAUGCAGUGCCCUUUGACAGGUCAAAUCGAGCAAAGAAAGGUUGCUAAGGUUGAGAAUUUUCUUCUUUCUCCCACCAUGUCGACCCUCACUUGCUCCGUCUCUGACCUCGCUCCUCUUCUAGGAACCUCCUUCAAUGAAACAUCUGCCGCUGCCACCUAUAUCUGCUCCCGCUUUCAAACAAUCAACAGCACUCUCUCCGACACUUCUUAUGCCGUCAACACCACCUAUCUCCUCUUCUCAGCCUACCUCGUCUUCUCCAUGCAGCUGGGCUUUGCCAUGCUCUGCGCCGGCUCCGUUCGCGCCAAAAACACCAUGAACAUCAUGCUAACCAACGUCCUCGACGCUGCAGCCGGUGCCAUCUCUUAUUACCUCUUUGGCUUCGCCUUCGCCUUCGGCGCAUCCUCUAAUGGCUUCAUUGGCCAUCAUUCCUUCGGCCUCGAAAAUGUUCCUUCAAGCCAGACUGACUACAGCUUCUUUCUUUAUCAGUGGGCUUUCGCCAUAGCCGCUGCUGGAAUUACCAGUGGCUCCAUUGCUGAGAGGACCCAGUUCGUUGCUUAUUUGAUUUACUCCUCCUUUCUAACCGGGUUCGUUUACCCGAUAGUUUCCCAUUGGUUUUGGUCCACUGACGGGUGGGCCAGCGCCAACCGAACACAUGACCUUUUAUUCGGGUCGGGUGUCAUCGAUUUUGCCGGUUCGGGUGUAGUCCACAUGGUCGGUGGGAUCGCUGGGUUGUGGGGUGCUUUUAUUGAAGGCCCAAGGAUUGGUCGGUUUGACCGGUCAGGCCGGUCUGUGGCUUUACGUGGACAUAGCGCAUCGUUGGUUGUUCUCGGCUCCUUUUUGUUGUGGUUCGGAUGGUAUGGGUUUAACCCGGGUUCAUUUUUAACUAUAUUAAAGAGUUAUGGUGAGAGUGGAGGGUAUUAUGGACAAUGGAGUGCCGUCGGGAGGACAGCUGUCACUACCACAUUGGCUGGGUGCACAGCAGCUCUUACAACCUUGUUCGGUAAAAGACUGCUGGUGGGUCAUUGGAAUGUAACUGACGUUUGCAAUGGUUUAUUAGGGGGUUUUGCUGCAAUCACCUCGGGGUGUUCAGUGGUAGAACCAUGGGCUGCAAUCAUCUGCGGCUUUGUAGCAGCUUGGGUUUUGAUAGGGUGCAACAAGCUCGCAGAGAAAUUAAAGUACGACGAUCCACUGGAGGCAGCCCAAUUGCACGGUGGGUGCGGGUCAUGGGGAAUACUCUUCACGGGCCUAUUUGCAAAGAAGGAAUACGUGGAUGAGGUGUAUCCGGGGCUGCCAAGGAGGCCAUUCGGGUUGUUCAUGGGCGGUGGAGGGAGGCUCUUGGCUGCUCAAAUCAUACAAAUUUUAGUAAUAUCGGGGUGGGUGUCGGCCACAAUGGGCCCACUAUUUUAUCUGCUGCACAAAAUAAAACUGUUAAGGAUAUCAAGCGAGGAUGAGAUGCAAGGGAUGGACAUGACGAGGCACGGAGGAUUUGCAUAUGUGUAUCAUGAUGAAGAUGACCCAUCAAAUAAACCGACGUUCAUGAUGAAAAGAAUUGAGCCUACCAAUGAAUCCGCAACACCUGAAAUUUCUCCACCACCAACAAAUCUGCACGUGUGAUAAAAUAAAGAGUUAAAAAACACGUCGUAUGAUAUCGUUUAAGAUUUAGGGUUUUGUUUAGUUUUUUAUGGUAACUGAAAAUGAACAUACAGAGCAAGAAAUGUGGUUUAAAUUGAAAGUUGCAUGUAUUUUGGUGUGUUCUUGCAUGCCUUACUUUCAUGUAUAAUAAUUAUAAAAGAAUAAAUAAAAAAGAAAAAGGGUUGAUUUUAACAUUUUAAA
Messenger RNA from Mangifera indica (mango), 2608 nucleotides. RefSeq names its product ammonium transporter 1 member 2-like. Gene Ontology annotation, cellular component: exosome (RNase complex); membrane. Gene Ontology annotation, biological process: ammonium homeostasis; ammonium transmembrane transport. Lineage: Eukaryota; Viridiplantae; Streptophyta; Magnoliopsida; Sapindales; Anacardiaceae. The record is from RefSeq and is a predicted model, not a curated record. Bases 251 to 2389 code for a protein of 712 amino acids. Gene Ontology annotation, molecular function: RNA binding; ammonium channel activity. The transcript is spliced from 7 exons.